AUGCUGGAGACAUAUAGGAAUCUCGCUGCUAUAGGCUAUGUUUGGGAAGACCAUAAUAUUGAAGAAUAUUUUCAAAUUUCUAGAAGACAUAUAAGGCAUGAAAGAAGUCAUACUGAAGAGCAACCCUCUGAGUUUAUCCAAUGUGAUAAAGCCUUUGCAUUUCAGAGUCAUAACCAAAGACAAGAAAGAAUUCAUAUGGGAGAGAAACCCUAUGAAGUUGUCCAGCAUUGUGAAGCCUUUGCGUAUCACAAUAGUCUCCAAAUACAUAAACCAACAGUUGCUGGAGAGAACUCCUCUGAGUGUAACCAAUGUGGUAAAGACUUUAUUUCUUACAGUUCUCUUCAAAGGCAUAAAGGAGAGAAACCUUAUGAAUGUAAUCAAUGUGGGAAAGCUUCUGCAUGUCAAGGUAGAAUUCAGAUGCAUAAACAAAUACAUACAGGAGAGAAAACUCACGAGUGUAAUCAAAGUGUUAAAGUCCUUGGUUAUCAAACUGGACUAGGGUAUCAUAAAAGAACACAUACAGGAGAAAAACCUUAUGAAUGUAAUCAAUGUGGUAAAACCUUUGUAUAUCCCAGUGAUCUUCAGAAACAUAAAAGAACACAUACUAGAGAGAAACCUUUUGAAUGUAACCAAUGUGGUAAAGUCUUUGCAAAAAAUAGUGAUCUUCAAAGACAUAGAAGAACACAUACUGGAGAGAAACCUUUCGAAUGUAACCAGUGUGGUAAAGCCUUUGCACGAAAUAGUCAUCUCCUAAGACAUAAAAGAGCACAUACUGGUGAGAAACCCUACGAGUGUGACCAAUGUGGUAAACGCUUUUUUGAUCACAGUUUUUUUCAAAGGCAUAUACGAGUUCAUACAGGAGAGAAACCUUAUGAAUGUAAUCAAUGUAGUAAAACUUUUGUAUAUCCCAGUCAUCUUGAAAAACAUAAAAGAACACAUACUGGAGAGAAACCUUUCGAAUGUAACCAAUGUGGUAAAGCCUUUGCACAUCCCAGUUAUCUUGAAAAACAUAAAAGAAUACAUACUAGAGAGAAAUCUUUUGAAUGUAACCAAUGUAGUAAAGCCUUUGCAAUAAAUAGUGAUCUUCAAAGACAUAGAAGAACACAUGCUGGAGAGAAACCUUUCGAAUGUAAGCAAUGUGGUAAAGACUUUGCAAAAAAUAGUUAUCUUCAAAUACAUAGAGGAACACAUACUGGAGAGAAACCUUUCCAAUGUAACCAAUGUGGUAAAGCCUUUGCACGAAAUAGUCAUCUCCUAAGACAUAAAAGAGCACAUACUGGUGAGAAACCCUACGAGUGUGACCAAUGUGGUAAAGGCUUUUUACAUCACAGUUCUCUUCAAAGGCAUAUACGAGUUCAUAAAGGAGAGAAACCUUAUGAAUGUAAUCAAUGUGGUAAAGGCUUUGUAUGUAAACCUGGUCUCCGAGCACAUAAAAGAACACAUACAGGAGAGAAACCCUAUAAAUGCAAUCAAUGUGAUAAGGCCUUUGCAAAUCAAAGUGGACUCCUUUAUCAUAAAAGAACACAUAUUAGAGAGAGACUAUAUGAAUGCAAUCAAUGUGAUAAAGCCUUUGCAUAUCAAAGUGAUCUCCUGAAUCAUAAAAAAACACAUACUAGAGAGAGACCAUAUGAAUGUUAUGAAUGUGGUAAAGCCUUUAUACUUCACAGGCAUCUUUAUGUACAUAAAAGAGUGCACACUGGAGAGAAACCCUACGAAUGUUCGCAUUGUGGCAAAGCCUUUGCAUAUUACUUUAGUCUCCAAGUGCAUAACAGAACACAUACUGGAGAGAAACCAUAUGAGUGUAAUCAGUGUGAUAAAGCCUUUUCAUAUCUAAGUGGUCUCCUGUAUCAUAAACGGACACAUAACACAUACAGGAGAGAAACACAUUGA
Molecule: messenger RNA, 1890 nt
Organism: Mastomys coucha (southern multimammate mouse)
Lineage: Eukaryota; Metazoa; Chordata; Mammalia; Rodentia; Muridae
Product: zinc finger protein 431-like
Exons: 3
Coding region: 1-1890 (629 amino acids)
Biological process (GO): regulation of transcription by RNA polymerase II
Molecular function (GO): RNA polymerase II cis-regulatory region sequence-specific DNA binding; DNA-binding transcription factor activity, RNA polymerase II-specific
Source: RefSeq, a predicted model, not a curated record